Letharia columbiana is the source of this 1563-nucleotide messenger RNA. RefSeq lists its product as uncharacterized. NCBI's taxonomy places the organism in Eukaryota, Fungi, Ascomycota, Lecanoromycetes, Lecanorales, Parmeliaceae. Bases 1 to 1563 code for a protein of 520 amino acids. The transcript has a single exon. The record is from RefSeq and is a predicted model, not a curated record.
AUGGAGGGUUCCGUGGUAAGAGGAGGGCGGCAGGAUCCGGACAGACUUCCCAAUGACCAUUUUAUUGAAUGGCUAGCAGAAGCAAAGCAGCUGUAUCAUCAUGAGCUGCCCCCAUUCGCCGAGAAGAAUCAAGGCAGUACCAGAGCCGGUCUCCGCAAACCUGUAACUCUUCAGGUGACUGUCGACCAGCCGCAAGGACAAUAUAUGUGGGCUGAAGUUAUCUAUUGGUCUUGGAGUCCCCAAUACACCUUCUGCACUAUUGAUAUUGGAGGCCGAAGACUCAUCGUAAAAAGGUACAACUGGACAGGGCGCCAUUGGGAUUAUUCCUUUGAAAGCUGGCUGGGUCCUGCAGAAGGGUUUUCGAAGCGAACAGUUGCUUAUGGGAUGUGGCAGAAAGAUCCAGGAGACUCUGAAGGGUCCAAUAUCGAUUCGAAGUCACAGCAUGCAAAUCCCAUGCAGAUGCUCUCUAAUCCACCUUGUGUUGGAUCACCGGCCAACCUUGAUGGCCGUGCCCAACAACAGCCAGAGUGGCAACCAUCAAAAUUACCUCUGACAAAUCCUUUGGAUCCAUCUUCGGCGCGUCCAGCCACCUUGAAUCUAGGGUACAUUACGCCUCAAAGAAACGCCCACUAUUUUUUGCUCAACAACCCUCCGAGGCUCAUGCAAGCCAAACGUCGUGACGUACAGCUCUCCCCUCCCACGGCACAUCACGAUAGUCAGCAUUCCGUUCAGGCGCCAACCGAAAGAGCACCUUUUUCGGGACCGAUACACGAUGUAUCAUCUCCAAAGCGACGUGAGGAGGAUUCCCCAAACGGCCCGUGUGAAUUUGUGCCGGUCUCACCAUAUCAGCAUCUUACCUCCAAACCCAACGAGGACAGCGCAAAUGGAAUUCAAAGACAAUAUUAUGCCCCUGCGGAACGCACCGACGAGGGGGCAACCAGCGAACAGCCACAUGGAAACAGUGCAGACACCCCCAUAUCCCAUGGACCGCAGUAUCAGGGACACGAAUCCACAGACCCCAACUCUCUAGCAAGGCCCACGAAACGUAGGCGUCAGAUCUCCACCCCAAACCCCUUGGACCCCACAUCACCGCAGCUCCCGACGGCAACGCGUUCUCCAUCCACCCACUCGUCGCCACGACCAACCCCAUCCGCAUCCUCGCCGAACCCCUCCAGGUUCCCAACCCCAACAUCCCUCAACCCAGACCCCACAGACUCAGCGUUCCAACUCCCCUCCCACAAACAGUCCCGCACAACCCUCUUCAUCGCCAUCCCCCUCUCAACCGACACCGUCCCUCUCAAACUCCGCUCCUGCAUGACUCUCGCCUCCUUCUUCACCGCCGUCCUCGCAAUCUGCGCUCAGCCGGGCCAGCACAAUCAUGUCGUCUCGGGCAUCAGGGCCACGUUCGAUUGGAAGCAAGACAAGGGCGUCGACAGGACGAUUCUUCUCAAACAGGAUCUCCCCGACACGUUUGAAGUCUUGUUGGAGAUCGUCGAUGGGGCGCCGUGUUGGGGCGAGGGAGGGGGCCGGUGUGGCGUCGCUGUUGAGGUCGUGCUGGUGUGA